CUGGGACUUUUAGUUCUAAAUGGCGGGCUGUCGUGUUGACAAUAUAACUAAGAAAACUAGGAAAGCAUGAACUGCUUUUUUGAAACUAUCCUCUCGAAUUCAGCAUAAAUAUUGGUUUAAUUUGGGUUUAACUAAGAUAUAAUUGCGUGGAUAAAGCUGUGAUAUCGCAAAACGCUCGUCUGGUCCGUAUAAAAUAAACAGGAAGUUAUUAGCGUUGUGGGACGUGUAGUUCCGGCAGCAGGCCGCUGAAGGCGACAUCGCACAGGAUAAAGAAAGGGCAAUAAAAUAGUCAGAAUUAGACCUGUGGGUUGACUUUUUGGACUUGGCGUUUGUAUUAAGAUGCCUGGGUUCACCUGUUGUGUCCCGGGCUGCUACAGCAACUCACACCGGGACCGGGAUCUACGCUUCUACACAUUUCCCAAAGACAACACGCUGAGGGAGCUGUGGCUGAGGAACAUCUCCCGGGCCGGGGUCAGUGGCUGCUUCAGCACCUUUCAGCCCACCACGGGUCACCGCGUCUGCAGUGUGCACUUCGUAGGCGGGAGGAAAACCUACAGCAUCCGAGUACCGUCGCUUUUCCCUCUGAGGGGUGUGAAUGAGCGCAGGAUUCGACGAGGCAGGGGCAAGAAGGUGUCGACCGCGGCCCCAGGAGCCCCCGUCGCCACUGCAGCCACCACCGGGAUUGUCAUCAACACCGUGUUGGGAAACACGGCUGACGGUGCCGAGGCCAACGCCGGUGGCGAGGCCAUCGACGAAAGCAUCACGGUGGUUCAGAUCGGCCAAAACGGGGAGUAUCUCGGCACGGCGCGGCUGCCCGUGGCGACAGAGGGGUCUUACACCGUUUCCAAUGAACUCACCGCCGACGACUCCUCCGCUGAGGGGCAGCAGCCGCUGAUGCAGUACGUCAGCGUCACCAGUAGCCCACUGGACCACUCGUACUCGCUGACCACCGGCACCACGUCCACCGAGUUGCUGCGCAAACUCAACGAGCAGCGAGACAUCAUCGCCCUCAUGGAGGUGAAGAUGAAGGAGAUGAAGGCCACCAUCCGCCAGCUCCGGGUGGUGGAGGCCAAGCUGCAGGAGGAGGUGCGGGAGCGGGACCGGCUGCUGUGCAGCGCCUCGGUAGCUCCCAAGAAAAUAUAAUAGGCGAACUCUUAUAGACACAAGGACACAUGAUGAGUAUUUGUACAAAAAUAUUGUAUUUUCAACAAGUAUAGAGCUGAUUUUCGUAGCCCUGAUGCAUAAAGAUAUCUAGUGUGUAGCUGGUAGUAAAGCUGACCUGCUGCUCAAUCGUGAUCUUUAACUGCUAUGGAAUCCACCAUUAUUUAACCCACCAUACACUCAUACUUUGCAUAGCAAGUUAGACUAAUAUUUAUGAGUGUCAGGAAGGUUGCAUUCUUAUGAUUUUUGUUCAUUUGGAAUUUAAGCAAAUAUGGAAAAAAAAACACCAAUACGAUCUGAUGGCACACCGCCUUUUAUGGCAUACUUAAUGACAUCUACAACAUAUCACAGGCCCUUUUCAAGCCACUUUCAAUUUGGGAGUGGUUGCAACAUACUAACAUACAACUUAUGUCUAUCGUAAGUGCUUGUUUUUGUGCGAUGGAUGCAUCUAAUGUGCCUGUUUAUGUUCAGAUGUUUCCCAACUCUUACAACGCGUGAUAUUAUUAGUGGCUGAAUUUCUCUGUUCUCACAAGUGCUUUAAAUGCACAAUAUGUUACAAACAUACAUUUUUGAUCUUUAACUGACAUGUGUGCCCUGCUUUCAAUUUGAAGUAAAUUACAUUUUGAAAUAGAUCUGCUUCAUGUAGUUCUUUCAGAUCAUCCACUUCAAGUUUGCAAUUUUGAAGGCAAACCUGCACAGCAUAUUGUGAUCAACCUGUACAGUAUCCUCAACAUGCUUCAGCACUCAUGGUCAACUGGAAUUCACGGUGUUGCAGUGUUGUUUCCUCCCUCUAGAUGGCAGUAACCUCACAGCAGCUUGGAAGGUCCUUUGCUUGAUGGCUCCCAUCUGGAAAUGUUGACGUGGUAAAACAUAUCAUUAAACUGGUAUCCUGUUCUUCAAACCUGAGCUCUAUUGAUUUAAACACCUGCAAUAUUAAUAAUGAUAUGUGUCAAGAGGAAAGCCAGCAAGAGGUUGUUGAUGGUGAGUACUGAAGAGAGGGGGAGGGCUCAGACCCAUAAUCCCAUUUGGAUUUAUUUUGUAUUUUUUCACUUCCCACCCGUGUUGCAUAAUGCCUUAAUCCAAGAGCUGUCAAUCAUAUGUACGCAACUCUUACUUCCUUUUUCAAUGGCGGCCAUUGUUGCACCGCAGCUGUUUACGUUCUGCCCCAAUACAAUGAGAAUUAUGGUCAUUUUGGUUGUAUUAUUGAAUUUUCUUCUCUGUUUUUCAAGCUCAGCUACACUCAUUCACGCCAUGAGGUACGCUCGUAGGAUUGAAAGGCCGGCACGCUGCUAAGUGUACCUCUUCAUCUGGAAUGGCAGCAUAUUUGUGUACAGCAUACAGAUGUGAACCAGGAUUUACACUAAUGCACAGUGUCAGCCAUCUGUGGAAGAGCUGUAGCAUGGGGUUUGGAGGCCAAGAGGUAUAGAGGAAGGGGAUGUGAAGCUAAGGGUGCUCCGCUGCCAUGUUGAACCCUCAGGCGGGCUACAUUCUCUUGUCUGCUCAUAUCAAGAAAAACACUCAUAAUCACGUACCCACCUCUGAUCAUCACAUUUGAUAGCAAUGGUUCUAAAUACUAAAGACCGGAAAUUAGAAUGCUUUAAUCCAGCGUGCUGUGUUGGGAUGUGUGCUGCCAUUGGUCCAGCCCUCUCGUGACGCACACACCCACACCCACACACACACACGCACGCACACACACGCACUAAUCCAGU
Messenger RNA from Dunckerocampus dactyliophorus (ringed pipefish), 2870 nucleotides. RefSeq names its product THAP domain containing 11 (gene thap11). Gene Ontology annotation, cellular component: nucleoplasm. Gene Ontology annotation, molecular function: RNA polymerase II cis-regulatory region sequence-specific DNA binding. Gene Ontology annotation, biological process: regulation of transcription by RNA polymerase II. The record is from RefSeq and is a predicted model, not a curated record. The transcript has 5 exons. Bases 340 to 1143 code for a protein of 267 amino acids. Lineage: Eukaryota; Metazoa; Chordata; Actinopteri; Syngnathiformes; Syngnathidae.